Acipenser ruthenus (sterlet) is the source of this 4448-nucleotide messenger RNA. Its product is annotated as calcitonin gene-related peptide type 1 receptor-like. Lineage: Eukaryota; Metazoa; Chordata; Actinopteri; Acipenseriformes; Acipenseridae. The transcript has 12 exons. Gene Ontology annotation, molecular function: calcitonin gene-related peptide receptor activity; calcitonin receptor activity; adrenomedullin receptor activity. The record is from RefSeq and is a predicted model, not a curated record. Gene Ontology annotation, cellular component: plasma membrane. The coding region runs from base 2888 to 4303 and encodes 471 amino acids. Gene Ontology annotation, biological process: adenylate cyclase-activating G protein-coupled receptor signaling pathway; angiogenesis; cell surface receptor signaling pathway.
AAUAUUGAUUUGUGAAACAGGUAGACCGAAGAGCCGUGAGAUGUUUUGUUGCUGUACAGUAGAAUGGAUCGUUUAUUUUCUUUCAGACCCCAUGUAUGCACUGGCUUGCUUUGCAUGGAUGUGGGGUUCAGUGGUUCACACGAUCGCUCGGGUAAUUAUAAUUAAGAGGUCGGAUCAGGGCAGGACUUUUGUUAAAGAGUUAGCGAUGAGAAAAACAAUUCAACAACACACACACACACACGCACAAAAACAAAAAAAAGAAAUAGUAUUGUUGUUUUUACUGAGGUGUCCGGGCCUGUGGCUCCGAGGGGAAGCAGUGGCUUGCUAGCAUCAUUGUCCCUGAAAACAUUCUCACAAGCCGUGGGAUGUCAGACAAUGGGAAAUAUUUUUAGAUGCUGGAAGAGUGGAAGAGGCCGUUUCCUGAGGAACUGCUGCGGUUCACAACUUCUUGAAAAACAACCUGAUGUCUUUUUACAGAAGUCGGGGCAACUAAUCUGGUUCAAUCUGCUCAAAGCAAACACAGACACAAAAAGAAAACCAGAACAUGCUGUUUCAGAAUGAAAAAACCCUAAAUAAGACUCCUGUUGCAUAGCGGUUUCACCCAUUCCAGGUUUUAAUACGAGCUUGAUUAGUGUGUACAGGUAACAAGCUCAGUGUGUGUCUUAUUAAGCUCCUAGUAAUACCAGGAAUGGAUCAAACUGCUAUGCAACAGGAGUUUGCAUCCCUGGAUUUCAUUUGAAUCACCUACUGCCUUUAUCUGUGUAUCUCGCCUUCAGAAAGGUCAGGUUAUUAACACUUUUGAGUGUGAGGGUUGGGACUGUGAAAGAUGCCAGCGUGGAGCGCUCUGUUAUCUGCUUCCUCGCACGCUAUCUAGUCCAGUACGUGAGGGAGCCUGGACCUCGUGACCCCGCUCUGACCUCUCCCUGUGAAUGGUUUCCCCCCCUGGUCCGUGGCAGCUCUGUUUGACGUUUGCAGUCUGCUAUUGUGCGUUACCGGACGGACAAGCUCAGCACAUUUAGGAAACGUGUCUGGCUGCUGUUCAUAUAAAACUCAGCUUUAUUUAUAACAUUUCCAUUUGACUUGACUCACUCGGAGUUGUGUGUGUGUGUUUGUAAUUUGACUUUGAAAUGCUGUGCGUUUUGUUUGUAUCUCCUUGAGCUUAUCAGGGUUUUCCUGAGCUGCCCGCAGGGGUGAUUUGACUGCAUCAUUUUGCUAAUCAAAUGUUAAACCAAGUCAUGUGAGGCUCAACCUGAGCAGAAGAAAAAAGAUUUGUUUAAAAAAACAGGAUGUUGGAUCCCAGCAUGGUCGUCAAUGUUUUGUUUCCAGCUCUAGUUUUUGCUUGAUGAGUUCAAAAAGAUGCACAGCUAUUUCCCUUGCAUGGUGCAAUGUACCGGACAAAGAAAAUGCCAUCCAAAUGCACUGGAGCACAACAGCAUGUCGAAUGCCAUCUUACAGGAGGCUGUGUGGUCCAGUGCUUAAAGAAAAGGGCUUGUAACCAGGAGGUCCCCGGUUCAAAUCCCAGCUCACUCACUGUGUGUGACCCUGAGCAAGUCACUUAACCUCCUUGUGCUCCGUCUUUCGGGUGAGACGUAGUUGUAAGUGACUCUGCAGCUGAUGCAUAGUUCACACACCCUCUGUAAGCCACCUUGGAUAAAGGUGUCUGCUAAAUAAACAAAUCAUAUUAAGAAGUUAGAUACUUUUAGUUAGCGCUGAGCUGAAUUUAACCCUUAUCAUUGUUCUCGGCUGGCGUCACAUUUACAAGACCAGUCACGUCUGCAAUAAAAUCAAGUGUGUGUGUGUUUUAACCCACGUUGAUCCACUCCUGGUUUUACUAGGAGUUUGAUAACACACCUGAGCUUGUUACCUGUACACACUGUGACUAUUCAAGCUGGUAGUAAAACCUGGAACGGGUGAAACGCUGCGUGCCCCGCUUGGUGUUAAUAAAUGCAGGUGGAUACUGCUGCUCUGGUGAACAGUCCUGAUCUGGCUCGCUUCUACAGAUUCAAAGAAAGCGAUUGAGGCAAACCACAGCAGGGCUUCUCAGAUAAUAGGGUUAUAAUGUGUUAAAGAAAAGGGCUUUGAUACCAGGAGGUUCAAAUCCCGGCUCAGCCACUGACUCCCUGUGUGUGACCCUGAGCAAGUCACUUCACCUCCUUGUGCUCCGUCCUUCGAAUGAAACAAACAAGCUCCUAUUGGAAGUGACUUAAUACGUUCCUUAGGAAUGAAUCAAAAGAAACUAAAGAAAACCUUUUUUUUCCCUUCUUGUGUGGCUCCCCUGAGCGCGGCAGGCUCUUGCUGUAUAACAAAGCACAGAGUUGGCUCUGGUCACUGGGAAAGUGCUAUUUGUGACUUGGCCACAGUGUGUUCACAGACUCAAGCUUCAACUCCAAGCAUGCAAAGUUUAUAACAACAGGGUUGAUGCAGUUCACAUGGCUUCCUUCACAGGCCUGACUGAAGUCCCCCAGGCUCUGGGUAUCUGUAUUUAUCCAGUGCGGAGUAAAAUCUGGUGUCUGUGUGAUUGUCGCUGGGAAUGUUGCUUCAGCGAGACCCUGAGCUGAAACAGAAACAGGCUUUGUAACCCAAGACAGCUGAAACCAGGGCAGAAGGACAUUGCGAUUAAGGGAUGCACGGACUGCAAGCUGAUUGCUUACAGAUGUUAGAGGUGUGGUGCUCAUAUAGACUCUAUGCUUCAGAAUAACUGGAGUAGUAAAACCUGGAAUGGAUGAAACUGCUAUGCAACAGGAGUCUUAUUUCCGUCCUUGUUGCUAGUGAACCUGGCCCUUUUUCUUGUCUGGUUUAAGCUUGUGUCCUGAUCUGUCGUGGUGCUUGUUUCAGAGUUUACUGAUGCACAAGCCUGCCGUCUCUGGGAGCGCCACUUAGCUGCACCAUGGAGAGAGGACAGCUGCUGUGGAUUCUGUUGUUGCCGCUGGUAACAGAGCAGGUUCCUGCGGGGGCGCUGGUGUCCUUGGAGCCGCUGUCAGCCGUGUCUGCCACCCCCCAGUCUGUGGUGCCCAUGGGGGUGUCGAGGGCACAGAUCCUGUCUGCCCAGUUCGAGUGCUACCUGAAGAUCCUCAGGGACCCCCCCUACCGGGGAGACGGACCCUACUGUAACCGCACGUGGGAUGGCUGGAUGUGCUGGGAGGACACCCCGCCCGGGAACAAGGCUGUCCAGUUCUGCCCUCAAUACUUCCAGGACUUCGAUCCCUUGGAAAAGGUGACGAAGGUUUGUAAUGAAGACGGACAGUGGUUUCGUCACCCGGAGAGUAACCGCACCUGGUCCAAUUACACCCUGUGUUCUGCCUUCACCAGGGCCAAACUCAAGAUGGCAUACAGCAAGUACUACCUGGCCAUUACCGGACACUGCCUCUCUCUGGUAUCCCUCUUCAUCUCGCUCUGCAUCUUCUUCUACUUCAAGAGUUUGAGUUGCCAGCGCAUCUCUCUUCACAAGAACCUGUUCCUGUCCUUCAUCCUCGACUCCAUCGUCACCAUCAUCUGCCUUUCUGCCGUGGCUAAUAACCACGAGCACGAGACUCACAACACGGCUGGCUGCAAGGUGCUGCAGUUUCUGUAUCUCUACACCAUGGGCUGUAACUACUUCUGGAUGCUGUGUGAGGGGAUCUACCUGCACACCCUCAUCAUCGUGGCCGUGUUCGUGGAGGAGCAGCAGAUGUGCUGGUACUAUAUCCUGGGCUGGGGAUUCCCUCUGAUCCCAGCCGUCAUCCAUGCAGUGGCCAGACUGCUUUUCUUCAAUGACAACUGCUGGAUCAGCGCUGCCACUCAUCUCCUGUACAUCAUCCACGGACCGAUCUGCGUGGCCCUGUUGGUGAACCUGUUUUUCCUGCUCAAUAUCGUGCGGGUCCUCAUCACCAAGCUCAAGGUCACUCACCAGGCUGAGUCCAGCACUUACAUGAAGGCUGUGCGAGCCACGCUCAUCCUGGUACCCCUGCUGGGGAUCCAGUUCGUCCUGUUGCCAUGGAAACCGGAGUGGCGACUGGCCGAGGAGAUCUACGAGUACAUCAUGCACAUCUUCAUGCACUACCAGGGCCUGCUGGUCGCCACUAUCUUCUGCUUCUGUAACGGAGAGCGUGGCCCGGCAUCCACAGCCCUCGUUUCCUGUCCCGGGCAUUGUUCCCCUUCCCAGAGGGCCGAGUGGCGGCACUGGGCCUGUUCUCCAUGGGAGUGCCUUCCUGCGUUGCAAAGUCUUUCCUUCAGAACUGCCUCAUGGACCCUGCAGGGACCCUGUCAGCCACUCACCGGUCCGCACCCUGCCCUGCAGCCAUUAUCCAGCUGCUGCUGUUUAUAGAUACGCUCGCUUUUCUAUUUCUACUGGGGCUUUGAGCUGUAAACAGCUUGUUCAGUGAUUUUUUGUUUACUGUUAUUAACAAAUAUAUUGUCCUGGUGUUACCAAAUAUUGCUUCCCCUGAAUAUUUGUACCCCCCCCCCCACAC